This is a messenger RNA of Stereum hirsutum FP-91666 SS1, 969 nucleotides long. RefSeq lists its product as uncharacterized. The record is from RefSeq and is a predicted model, not a curated record. Bases 1 to 969 code for a protein of 322 amino acids. The transcript has 5 exons. Gene Ontology annotation, molecular function: DNA binding. NCBI's taxonomy places the organism in Eukaryota, Fungi, Basidiomycota, Agaricomycetes, Russulales, Stereaceae.
AUGCCUCCGACACAGGCUCAAGAGGUUCGUCCUUUCGUAGGGGUAGUCGAGACGACGGUAGAUGCUAUGCACAUCGCUCUUGCAGCAAGGCUUGGUAUCAUACCGCGAAUUCAACGACGAUUGAACGAUGAGGAGAGGUCAACAAUGCUGAAGUCUGGUGCUGUAUUCUGCUUCGGAGUCGAGGAGAGUGGCAUCAAGAGAUGGACAGACGGCAUUGCUUGGACCCGGUCCAGGAUUCUUGGGAACUUUCUGGUCUACCGAGAGGUGGUGGGCACCGAGGCUCCGGUAGGAAGAGGCCCGUCCCUGCACUCCACGGGAAGAGCUUUGGCAGGAGACCGAAGCAGACCAGAGGAUGCUUUAGGUCCGCUCAAUGAGGAUGCCCUGUGGAAAAAGACCAUUAGCAUUCGCAUGGAGGGUACACUCUACCAUGUCAUCUCCUACUUCACAGAGGAGGACCUCCGUCUUGGUCGCCUCCAGAGACCGACAAGCAGAAGGGAUCUCAUGCAACUUGUCAUUACUCCUAACAUGAUACUCCCGUCCGACUUUCGUGCACCACCGCCCAUCAAGACCGGACAAGAUGGUAGACCGUACCUAUUCGAUGCUGAGGAGCGUAGUUCCUACGCAGACAGCGAGAGACGAAGCUUCAGCAUCGCCUGCCCAAUUCAACAAGAACAGACAUCCGCGGCGAAUUCUUUCAGAGAUCCUGCUGCAUCGCAAGAACUCCAGGGAUUCAUGCAUCGGUGGGCGAUCCCGCUGCCAGAAGGAGAGAGCCCACACGAGCCGUCUAUCUCCCCCACACUUCAUACACUCUCGUUUCCACCAUUACAUCCACCGACGUCGCAACAGUUUUUCACAGCAUCGUCCUCGUCGGGCGAGGCUUACUAUGGCGAUAACAACACGGUCUACCAGGACAGCUCCUACUAUCCCGGAAGGCAGGAUGAAGAUGCCUCGGACGGGGAUGCCUCCUAG